Messenger RNA from Penicillium brevicompactum, 360 nucleotides. RefSeq lists its product as uncharacterized. The record is from RefSeq and is a predicted model, not a curated record. The transcript has 2 exons. The coding region runs from base 1 to 360 and encodes 119 amino acids. NCBI's taxonomy places the organism in Eukaryota, Fungi, Ascomycota, Eurotiomycetes, Eurotiales, Aspergillaceae.
AUGAAUAUGAACUAUGACCUGCCCGCACAACGAUGCGGUCAUGUUGUAGGAGGGCAAGUGGUCUGCGCUCGGCAUCGUGGGUACCAAAAGAUCCGACAAGGAGCUUCCCAAAAGGAAAAAGGUUACCAAAUCGUGUGCAAGAAUGUGCAAAUCGUGGAGACAAGUGCUGGCGCCGUACCCGCCGCGAUUAGGUGGGAGGGUGUGUGCAGCGUCGUCAACGAGACGGCCGAAUUAGAAUUCUCCGGCCACCAGAGCGGUGCAAGGGUCACCGAUAGCCUAACAAACCGCGCCACGGAGGGUGGACUUGUCGCGCUCGAUGUCACCGUGCAACAUCAGUGCCCAUCGGCCGCAAGUGUAUAA